AUGGCGCAGCACGGGGCGGCACUCGCGGCGCACCUGGCGGCGACGGGCGGCGGCGGCGGGGGAGGGAGCAACAAGCGCAAGAGGGGCGACGAGGAGAGGAAGGUGGUCGAGGAGGUCGAGACCGAGAUCGAGGGCGAGGACUUGACGCCGUACUGCUUCUGCCAGCGGCCGUCGUUCGGCGAGAUGAUCGGUUGCGACGCGCCCGACUGCAAGAUCGAGUGGUUCCACCUCAACUGCAUCGGCCUCAAGGAGUCGCCCGAGGGCUCGUGGUACUGCUCCCAGUGCGAGCCCCGCAUGAAGGCGCAGGGCCGAGGCGGGCGCAAGCGGUGA
Rhodotorula graminis WP1 is the source of this 330-nucleotide messenger RNA. RefSeq lists its product as uncharacterized. Gene Ontology annotation, cellular component: nucleus. Lineage: Eukaryota; Fungi; Basidiomycota; Microbotryomycetes; Sporidiobolales; Sporidiobolaceae. Bases 1 to 330 code for a protein of 109 amino acids. The record is from RefSeq and is a predicted model, not a curated record. The transcript is spliced from 2 exons. Gene Ontology annotation, biological process: regulation of DNA-templated transcription.